AUGAAAGUGAAUCUUUGCCUGUCCCUGGUCCUCUUAAUUCGCCCGCUUCUGGCCUUGGAGGAUAUCACCGACGUGGACAUGAUGAGUAAGCAUCCCCCUCUUCUUUUCACGAUUUUUUAGAUUUUUUUGUUGCCCAGAAAUUCGAACCAACAGAAAGUGCGGGAAAAAGGUAAUUUCCUUCGAGAUUUUUAUGACCCAAUAGCCGGAGAUCCGUGAAGAUCCCGUCUUGUAUUUUGGGUUUAAUAAAACAAUUUUAGUCAUGGGAAAAAUAAGGAAGAGGGCUACAGACUGGCACCACCAAGGAAGAACCUUGGCCCCAUAACUACAGUACCGCCCGACAACUUUGAUUGGGCCUAUCAGAAGUUGAACCAGACCAUCUUUCACGAAGCAAUCAAAGAAAAGGAAACUGGCGAGGUCAGAUUACGCAAACAUUAUGCAAUCACUCUGUGAUUGAUGAUGUAAUCAAAUGAUAUUUCCAGAAUCCUUAUCCGAGUUUGCCGACCUUGGCCUUUAAUGAUGAUCCAACUCCAUUUACUGAGGCCAAUGAAUCCAAUGGGAGGACGGUCUCUUUUAGAAAUAGGUUAUUAUCCUUGUCCAAGUCUGAAGAUAUCUCUGGAUAUCUUCCCAGAACAACCACCCAAGAACCUCAACUUUUGGCAUCAGAGGACUUAAAAUCCACAGAAAGGUUGCAUCGACAAAUUGAACCAUUUAAAAGUAAUGCCUUCGAUGAGAUAGACGAGAACACACCUCCCCCGCCCCCUCCUCCUGAUUGGGCCGUUCGAAUGAUGUUGUCUUCCAAUCAAGCUGUGCCCUCGGACAAUGACGUCACUGAAGAGCCCUUUGAAGUUACAGAUGCUUUGGAAACAGCAUUAUCGAGUACCUUUGAUUCGUUGAUUACAUCGACUGAAUGGUCCACAAAACAAGUCAGUGAAGUCCCGACCAUGAAGAUGUACCCGUGGGAGAUGCAGAGAGGUGAUAUUGACAUACACGAUCUCCCUGAUGGACAGGCUCCCGCGGUCCCGAAUCCAACUUUUAUGCCUCUCUCAAUUCGAACUCCCAAGUAAGUCUUAAGAUGAAUAAAGAUGAUUGUCAAGGUAUAACAAUAAGCAGGACAACGUUCUGAUUCCCCAAGAUCUCCCCACAGACGUUGAUCUGCCCAAAAUCUACACCAUCGGCCCUCGCUUGGUGUUACCUCAGAUGCCACCGCGGCCAGAGACCCCUCGGCCACCAGCUCCUUCCGCUCCUCCAACAUUGAUUAUGAGACCAACCGGGCAGACAAGACCGACUCCCCCGAGUCAUCGGGGGCAUGAGAACAAUCUUUCUGAGGUCCCCCGACCGAGAUCAACCCUCCUGCCCACGUUUGUGACCGAUGAUGACAUCUUUGGACUCGGCCCAUCUCAGCCUCCAAGUAUUAAUUUACAAGAAUUUGCAUCCCCGCCGGGAAUUGGAUUAGUUUCGUCUCCCCCUUCUUUUAAUCCAGAUCAAGUUUCUGUGACAGUCUCCCCUCCAACCUCCACAACACCAUAUUAUACUGAGGUAUGAUGACAGAGCAUUAAUACGAAGACAUUUUGUUUUAGAGGGUGGGCCACUCAAAGCUCCCUUUUCUUUUGAUUUCUCCGCGGAGACUCCGCCAAUUGUCCUAAAAUUUGUAUUUUUCUGGAGCUGAGAUUCGCCAUUUUCAGCCGAUCAUAUUUUAAAAAAAAAACCCCCCUAUGUUGUGAUGGCACAAUAAUAUUUAACAUGACUUAUGAUUUUAAAUUGCAGGUUCUUAUUCCGAAACACGCCUCAUCAGAGUUGAGGGGCUACAGUCCUGAUCUCAGACCUCGAGUUUCAACAACCCCGCGACCACAACAAUUCCACAAAUUCACAAAGUUUAAAGAACACCAGUUUGCCAAUUAUGGAAGAGAUCGGAAUAAUUCCUCCAUAAUAUUCGAACCCAACUCUUCUGCCGCAUAUUUUUCAUCAGUUCAAGACAAAAGUCAAAUGAAACUUUCCCAGGAAAAUCAUUCGGAAUUAAAGCCUUUCAGAGAAAAAUUCUCUCACAGGAAGCAUCUCGGUAUGUUAAAUAAAACAAUGUACAACCUGGAUACUUUUAGAUGAACAGCCUUUCACAUUCACAACCGCUGCUCUGACAGGCGCCGUUGUCUUCAGAAUUCCCAAACCCAUUAAAUUGAGUAUGUCAAGGGCGGUAAAGACGAGGCCAUUGAUGGUGGGGAUGCCCAAGAACUAUUUACAUAAGAGAUUGGGAUUGACCCCUCAACCCAGCUUCUAUGUCCCCAAACAAAGGGACCAGAAAGUAAAGGCCUGGAAGUCCUUAGGACCUUUGAAUUGGGUACCCAUUGGACUGGGACCUCCGAGAAGAUUGGGUGCCGCAAAGUUGGUCCCGGUGACUACUAAAACUGAUAGUAUCGAGUUGGAAGUGCUGCAAUCUGAUGACACAAAACACGAGUUAUGUAAAGGUAAACGUAAAAGAACUUUUAUGCAUUUAAAUUGUAGUAGACACAUCUGAGGACUUAUACGAAGAUCUGAAAGAUUUGCAUCGAGAAUUUAUAAAGAAAUGUUUUCGGCGAGUAAAGAACUGCCUGUUGAUGGAUGCAGUGCCAUUAGAACGGAGAAUAAAUUACAAAGAGGACCAAUGUAUCAAUUUCUGUGGGCAGUAAGCUUCUUCUAAAACAAUCUUAUGAGUACUUUAUAUUAAGUCAUCCUUAUUGCCAAUCAGUCGCUUAUUCCAAGACAAUGUCUAUUUGUGAUAUAUUCGACAAAAGGAAUGGAACAGGACCUAUUCGGACAGUUAAUUAUGUCGGCACUACUUAUUACGAGGCCCUCAAUUCGGUUGCUCUGGACUGUUGGCGAGGUGGGUUACUGUAGUUUUGUUUGAAUACAACUUUCAGAUGGGCUGAGUUCCUUGUUUUACACCAGAGCGCCAACACCAGCAGUUUUGGUUGAUUCACAGUAAGUAACCAAAAACCAAACCAAUUUCAUUAAUUUUAGAGAUAUCUCCGGAGAAGCUGCAGAUGAAGAUACUCGAAGACAAGAAACGAAAUCAUUUGCUUCCAAAGAGCCUGUCAUGAUAGCCCCAAAGGGUAUGGUUUAUGAUUUUGUUUUAGAUAUUCUUUCAGAUAAUUGUGAUGCUGAUCAAGAUGUAUUGUUGAUGAAGAGCGUUGGCUUCAGAAUCCGGCAUCUCGGUGUGAUUCCUUUGCCUCAAAAUUCCUCGGAGACGGAAUGUGUUUUUUCUUGUCUGGUCAACCUUGCUCGAGGGCAUAUUCCCUAUCAAUGUACUGCAGCGUCGUAUUCCUCCCUCUCCGGAUGUCUAAUUUAUAAAUCUGGAUCCAAUGCCAAGGGAAAUGGUCAUCUGAUUCCAGCCAAUUCCUUCAAUCAUUAUGAGAAAGCUUGUAUUUCGAGUAAGUAAUCACAAUUUGCAUAGCAUGUUCAGGACCCAUGGUGGAGUUGUGCAAGGGAUAUCCCAUAAUUCGACAGCCCCAGAGAGUUCUACUCGGCUUUACUGCGUUAACCAUGAAAGCGGAGUCAUUGGUUGAGUGCCUCGAACUUUGUUUCUUCGAUUUUGAGAAGAAUGGACGAUGCAAAUCGAUUAUGUACUUCUAUGAAGUGAGUGUUAACUGAUUAUUUGUUAAUGUAACAUUCUAGGAAAGAGAAGAUAACUGUGUUCUGAACACGGAGAGUGCCAUCAGUCAGCCCCAAUUUCUGGCCGAGGAGAACGACAGUCUUGUGGACUACGCUUCCUUCGAGAAUUGUGUGGAGGAAUCGAAGAAGGAGGUGCGCCACUCCUCUCUGGUCGGUAAUUACUCAGUUAUAUUAAAUUUGUAGCGGUCACAACAAUAUCGACAGCCAGAGCGACGAAAGAAACCGCCGCAGAUGGUGAGGGGACCCUUUGAAUUCGGCGGAAUCGAGGAUUCGAAGGUAUUAAAAAAUGACGAUUUCUCUUUCAACGUAUGCAGUUUCAGAGGGUUACUGUAAUGACAACAACAACAGCCACCUUGCCUCCGCCCUCAGCCCCACAAAGAUUAGUCCAUUUAUCAGUUGGAGGCACUAAAGAGAUUGUAAGUUUUGUUACAUGCACUGGCUGUAAUACGAGCAACAUAUUCAUUUAGUCGAGCACUCGUCAGAGGGUCUUUAUGGACAGCAAAGUAAAACGACAUCAUCGCCCAUUGUUACGGACACUUUACACUGACGAGACCUUGUUCAACUAA
Molecule: messenger RNA, 4208 nt
Organism: Bursaphelenchus xylophilus (pine wood nematode)
Lineage: Eukaryota; Metazoa; Nematoda; Chromadorea; Rhabditida; Aphelenchoididae
Source: the annotation of a GenBank genome assembly